GGAAGUGAUACAUAAAACAAACAUGGCGGCUGGGUGAAACAUCCACAGUUUAUCUUCGGUUUCCUUUCACGAAAUGGGCUCUAGAUUGAGGUAUGAUGCUAAUAUUUUAGCGUUUUGGGAGUAAGUCGAGAUAGCAAUACAUCUUUUGUUCAUCGUAGGCCAUCUCCAGAAAAGAUUUUUGAGUGUUUCUUAGAAGUCACUGCUCCUAUCCCAACCGAUGGAGGUAAGAUUGUCUUACUUUAUCGUUUGAUUGUGCAGAAAGUUGUCCGAUUCUCACAAAUAAACUAUUUAACGCUGGAAACCCUUGGUAUAAUAUUUCUUCUGAGACUUCAAGUUGUGAUUCGCAAUGGAAGUUAUUAUUCCUUAAAAGUACUGGUAGCAAGCAUAUGUUAAAAUAUUUAGCUCACGUGUAAUAGCUGAGUAAAUGUGCAACUACGUUGAAAUUCAGCAUACUUUGAGCCUCAAACAUUUCGCUUAGUUUGGAACCACGUAAUUAACUCUACGUUUAGAGCUAAUAUCGUCGUGUCAUGAUCAGUUUUAUUAAUUUUUAGCGUCCUUUUUUUAGUGUUUUUGUUCGUAAGCGUAUGAUGAAUGAAAUUAAGCUUAUUUAAUCUAAUUUCCUCUUAUGCAUAAUUUUCGAAUAAAACUAAUGUGCGUAAAUAACAGGUUAUUUCAAGUUAAAAUCUAGAUUGUUUAUGAUAUGAUGUUUCCCCUCUUAACAUUUAGUAUUAUAUGUUUACAUUGACCUGGACCAGUUGUUGAACUUCCAUUGUUUAAACCGACUAUAAAUUAUAAAAUAUUUCAUUUCCGUACACUGCUUGUAUGGCUUUGUUUGUAUUUAGUGUAAUUCAUUCUUGUGAUUUGUAGAAUUAAAUGCUUUAGUAGUAUCUUGCAGGUGUAUUGAGUGCACCUGUAUUUUCAAGAUUACGUGUUCAUACUAGCAUAAUUGUAUAAAAGUGCCGGCUAAUGCCAGUACAAUGUGCAUGCAGUUAAAUUACUGAACCACAGUAUUCCCUUUUUCUGUCUACAGCUACAGUAUUAUUAAUUUAUUUGGCAAAGGUUGCCUUUAUGCCAUGAUGAGGGCUGGAUCCUCUUCCCUGAGAGAGAAAAUAAUUAAUUACGUGAUUGAAAAAGAAUCAAAUGCAAUACAUGAAUGCAAGUCAGAGAAGAAUAUUAUUGAUAUAUAUAGCACAUUUUAUAAUUUCAUGUUGUGGUUCAAUGAAUUUUAUGCUUGGUUUACAUUUUAUUUCUGUUUGUUUUAAACCCAUUAUCAUACAUUACGAUACCCCAAAACAAUGGGAAAUAAAAUUAUUUUAGACCAAGGAUAAAAUUGAACCACAACGUACACAUUAUGUAAGCCUCCAGUGUACUAUUUAUACAGGAAACCAUCCUGAAAAUGAUUUCAACAGAAAAUUUUGAUAUGUUUAAUUAUACUUAAACUGUAUUUGAGUUUGUUGAAAUAAAAAAAAUGUAGCUUGAAAAUUGUGACAUCAAUGUGGGUAAGUUGUCACUUAAUAAACUCAGUUGAAUCACCAUUAACUAACCGUCCUCCCUUGGGGGCAGGGGGGGGGGGACCCACAAGACCAUGCAGUCAAUUAGUAGCUCAUCAUAAAAAGGACAAUUUUAGAACAGACACUUCACUGGCUGGUCUGGGGUGCUAUGUAUGUCACUAGUCUUAUUUUUAAAACCUCUUGUUUCAAGUAUUGAGCAGGAAGCCCUGUCAUUGUAGUAUUUUGCUGUUGCAUUUGUCUGUUGUUUUGUGUACAAUUUCAGCAGCAAGCCAUGUUGCUGUCAGUAUUUUGCUAUUAAUUGCACUUUUCUUUGUUGCCGUUGCUGUUUCAACCCAUCUUGUUUUGCUUGUCACCAUUUCUGCUGUCCUAUAUAGGAUUUACCCUAACACUGGGCCUCCUUAAUGGAGGUUCGACUGCAGUAUGAAACAGUAUACGUCAUUUGAUGUUUUAAGUCCAUAAAUUUAAAAUAAAAAAGGGUUUUUUGUAAAUUAGGACUUGCGCUCUAUCCUGGCUCAUGUUUCAUUGUUUGGUUAUAUGAUUUAGGAAGUAUCCCUUUUCUUCCAGGUCCAGAGAUCAAGUUCAUUCAUCCCACAGAUUUUGAUGAAAAAGUAGGUGCAGUAUACAUGUAUAAUGCAUAUGCAUGAGCGUAUAAGUUAAAUUAAUGUGUUUUAAGUUUAGUUCUGUGUACCAGAGUACCUUAUAGCACAGUUAGUGCACUGACUUAUUAACAUAGAGUAUUUAACCUUGUUGAGAGUCUAGAAUUUCAUGGCUUAGUGGCAUAGCUGUCUCAAUCUCAGACUUGUAGACUUGUUUUUCCUUUAUUUUUAUCAUGGCCUUUUCCCGAUUACACCCUUCGUUUGGGCAUUUUUCCAAGCUUUAUGGGGUUCUGUGAGACAGUGCGUAUUUCUAGUAUGGUUAAGCUCUGAUUGUAUGUGCUACAUUUUACUGUAACUGUCAUGUUGUUGCGACUUGUGGUAAGGUUAUUCUCCAAAUUGUGUUCUUUUAGGAAGCACUGAAGGCAAUUCCUCAGUUCUGUUAUCCAUGUGUUACAAACUCGUAAGUAAACCUAUCUUUUACUGCAUGUCUGUGACCAUAUAUGUAGUUGGUCUGUUUAUUUUCCAUGACUAGACCCAACUACAAAUACAAAUGCAGUAUCCAAUACCAAGUGGCUGAGUGAUACAUACACUGGUCUUUAAAGUCUGCUGUGAUCACUGCCGGGAUUAUUCUAUUUUUUUGCAUUCUGCAUGAGCUAUUAGGAAAAAAGAAUGGUCUAAAUUCUGAAAGAAGUUGGGAUUAUUUUUUCUUACAGGGAAGCCGUCCAGCAUUACACGUUUGUGCUCACUGACAUUGAAGGGAAAUACAGAUUUGGCUUUUGUCGUUAUUCCCCUGAUGUUAAGACCUGCCUUUGCAUUUUGAGGUAAUUAGCUAUCAUCAUAGGGGUCGCUGGAAAGGUGCCUGAGUCUUUCUAGCCCUUAUUUUAAAUUUAUUUAAAUUUAAAUUAAAUUGAGGCAAGUAAAUUGGUUAUAUAAAGCACGUCAGCCAAAACAAAAUCCCCAAGUUACUUGAUUGACUCAAAUUUUCUUAUUUCAGCUAUUUGCCAUGGUUUAAGAUUUUCUAUGAGCUUUUAAACAGGAUAUCUGACUUAAAGAGGACCAAAGAGGUGAGUAAUGUUGUGUUUAAGUGAUAAACUACCAUAUACUGUUUAGGAGUUUUUGAACCUGAUAAUACACAACUGGGAGUUUUUUGAAAGGCUCCAAUUUACUGAUAUAGAUCAACUCAUUCUUGCACUAAUGUUUAGAUUUGGGGUUAUUUUGGUCCAAAAUAUUGGACGUAAAGUUUAAUAGCUGAGUCUUUAUCAGAUAUAAAGACACUCAUUAAGCAUUAAUUUGUUGUUGUUUUUUUUUCUUUAUGGAUUAUGAGCAUUUGAAUUUCCAUUAAAAGAUUUUCAAUGUUACCACUAAGGCCAGGUUUGUGGGUCGUGUUAUAAAUCCAUAAGGAAAGUAUAAUUUCUUAGUAGCAGCCGACAUUUAUUUAAGACCUCUACAGUCAACCACAGCAGUGUUUGCACUGGCCUAUAGGGCAGUGGGUUGUGGGUUUAAUCCACGAGGCUGGACCAAUACUCAGUGUCAAGUUACUCUAAAAAUAUUUGAGGAAGUCAAGGGGAGGUUCUUCUUUGCCCUUCUAGUACUUAUGACAGGACCUUUUCUCUGUGAUACCUUGUCAAUACUUAAUUUUGCAUACUUAAUUUUGCAAUUUUGGCAAAACAGUAUUUUGCAAGGUCUUAUUUUCACUAUUUCAACCGACAAAUAUGCCAAAGAACAUUAAAUUUCAAGUUUUAAUGUCACUUUAUUUGUCAGUUUAUUUUUCAAAAGAGUCUAAACCUCUUAAAAUAUAAACUGGGACAAGCAAUGUUCUGAAAUCUUUGUAAGUUGAUGUUUAUUUUCACAGUGGAAAAGUUAUAGCUCCAAUUAUUGGAGCUUGCCUAAAAAAUCAGUUAGCAAUUUGACAAACAGGUGUAUUUGACAAUACAAUAUGUAUGUUGUGGUUCAAAUUUUUCCUUGGUUUAAAAUUUUUCAAACCAGUUUAAUUUUUACUCUCCUUUGUCUAAAAUCAAUUACCAUAAUCAGAGACAAAGAAAAACAAAAAUUAAACUGGUUUGAAAAAUUUUAAACCAAGGAAAAAUUUAAACCACAACAUGUACAUGUAUCCUGUAUGUGUCAGUGUUGCUAUUAUACAUGUUAAUUUUUUUUUUUUUUAAUAGUGAUUUGAAUCGAUAGAAUUUUUCUUUAUUAAUAUUUAUAUGGUUAUUAAAUUAUGCGAGGUUUUAUGUUAGUGGCUCUUAAAUUUUGCAAUUUUUUUACAAUCACGAAAAAAUUCAAAUUAAAGACCCAUGAAAUUAAGUACCAACAAGGUACACAUAACCUGAUUUUUUGUUGGUCUUCUUCUAGUAGUAUUCUUUGUGUAAAUUGCAUGAUUUCCACAGUUCCAUCGCUUUUAAUUAUUUUGAAAGCCAAAAGUUUUGUUUUACUUCUCUUGCUGUUUUAAAGCAACCUAUGUUUUUUUUUUGCAGGAUAAUGCAUUUCUUCCUUUGCUGAAUUAUCUUUUAACUCAAUCUCCUCCAAAACCUGGCAGUCCUUUAGCAGUUAAAGUCAAUGAAGAAAGUAAGGUAAGUCACAGUGAAAUGAAGUGUACAUGCACCAAAGUACAAAUUAUUAAGUAGUUAAUAUGUACGUGAAUGAAAUUUGUACAAUGUUUUUAAUGUUAUUUUGUAUAUAUUUUUAUUUGUUAUAUAUUUUUUACUGCCUAAACAUGGCAGGAUUAGCUUAGUUGGUAGAGUGCUUGACUGCAGAGCGUGAGGUCGCAGGUUCGAUUCCCAGGAGUGGACCAACACUCAGGGUCUUAAAAUAACUGAGAAAUGAAUGUACUGCCUUUUGCCCUGCAAACAGCUAGACCUUCACAUGGCUUGAAUGACCACGUAAAAAGGCAGUCUCAUCUCCAGUAGGAGACAGAAAAUGUUACUACUGUGGAUCCCUAAUAAGUACUUUCUUACCAAAUCCAUUGACACUUAAAUAAAGCGCAUGAAGUUCAUUUAAUAUGUGAAACCCUUAAUAUUCUCAUACUGUCUGCGAAGAGGUGUUCACUAAAAAAUAAUAUUUAUUGUUGUGCCGUCCUGCACUUGCACACCAUGAGAGGCUCUGUUUUAAAGUAAUGUUAACACCAUAGUAUACUCCAUACAUUUACAGCGUGAUAUCCCAUAAAUUUAAUUAACAAUGUGAACAAUAUUGUCAAGGUAAUGUUAUAAUGGUGUGUACAAAUUGUCUAAAAUGUUUUGGUUUCUGUGUAGGAGUUUUCAUUUGUUGUGCCAGAUGUAUCAAAAUUACCAAGUAUACCAGAAGAUGUAGGUACUAGUUACAAUCUAGUCGUCAGUUUAAACCGGUACAUGUAUUUAAUGUUCAUCAUUGGAUCAUGUAGUUUUAGAGUCACAAAAUUAAGGGUUGUAGCUUUGUAUUAACCUAUUUGCCCUUGGAAAUUUUGCAGAAAAAUGCUUUAGAGCUUGUCAAGCCAUUUCGGUUCACUAUGUGGCCAAUUAAUGAUCCAAAAGCUAUCAAAAUGCUUUUUUUUAAGUCAGGCCUUCUGUUCUUGAUAAUGAAUACCAGCAUGCAUGGCAUGCACAUGUACUCACUAUGAUUAUAAGGCUUCAUCCAUUGAGGAAAGUUUCUGCAAAAAUGUGAUAAUCGUAAAUUUAUGUGAAAGGAAGUAUUAUAUGGGAGGAGGCAUGUGGUGUGAGCUGGCUGAGCGGUUAACACCUCCAAUUCCGGAUCUGGAGGUCUGGGAUUCAAGCCUCGCCUGUCGCAUUGUUUCGUGAGACAUGGAACUUUACUCCACUUUGUCUGUGAAUUCAACCAGGUGUAUAAAUCAUAGGUCCCGGUGAUAUACUGCUGGGGGGUAACCGUGCAUUGGAGUAGCAUCCCAUCCAGGUGGGAGUAGCAAUACUCCUAGGCAGAUGCUUUAUGCUAAGGACACUGGGAUAAGCGCCGGCCAUUUAGGCCUUUGGCUCGUGUGCGCCUUUCCACCUUUACCUAUGGUCAAUUCUUGGGGUUUUUGCAAUCAGUUGUAAUGGUCAGAGACAUUUGUUAUUACAACAUCACAAGUGGUACAUGGGGCAAGGAUCUGCACAUGGGUUAUGAGUGUUUUAGCUGUGAUUGGGUUAAUAGAUUUGUGUAUACAUUGUACAGCAGUGUUCAUAACCCUAAAAAAUAAUGUCAGGCAGGUGUAAUAUGUAAUAUUAUAAAACAUAUAUAUAUUUAAUGAUAAUAAGGGCUACCCAAUUAUUUGCAUUUAUUGGUGUAAAGGGUCAAGUUUCCACUGUUUAUUAAAGUCAAGUAUUAAUGAUACCACUAGUUUUAUCCGUCUUGACAAAAGAAAAUUCUUUUCGAUUUAUCAGAGAAAUCUCACUGAUUACUAUGCUGCGGUGGACCCAUCAAAUAUGAUCUUAAUUUUUGCCAGGUAAUGGAUGAUUGAAUAGAUAUAUAUAUAUGUUGCAGUUAAUUUUUUAUCUCAGGUAAUUGUUAUUAUUUUUUUUGUUCCGGCAACUUAGCCUACAUUACCGUACCCAAAAACAAAAGAAAAACAAAAAUUACCUGAGAUUAACUACAACAUAUAUUUACAUUAUGUGUAAUGUUGCUAUGCAAGGAAUACUUUACGCCAGUUCACUUUAUUAAUGGAGCAAUAGUCUAGCAGAGUCCUUAAAUAAUUGUUAUUAGCUAUUAUGUAGCUGUCAUUAUUUUUUUCUGUAACUUUAAACUUGCUGUAUAAUGUAUAAGCACUGUAGCUGUAUAGCCAGUGACACAGAGUUAAAUUAAAACAUUACAAUGGUUAUGAUAAGCAAGUUGCAACUUGUAUUGUUGAAAAUAGUGAGAGUCAAUAUCUUUUCAAUUUCAUUAAUGUUUAGCAUGUUGAAUGAACUAGCUUAACCUUGAACUGUGUGGGGUCACUGGUUUUUGGUGCACAUGUAGGUACAUAUUAUUGAAGUGUGUAAGAAUAUUGCCCGGUAUUCACUUUAAAAGAGAACUUUAUUGAUAAUCACCUUGAAUGUUUUUUAUUGUUUUUUUUUUCUCGUUUAAGUAUGUUUUUUGAGAGGAGAAUAAUAGUUACAUCCAAGAAGCUAAAUUUGGUAAGUUUAAAAGACAUCAGUAGUCUCUGCAUUUUUGUUUUCUAAACAUUUUGUAAUAGAAAGCAUAUUCUCUUGCAUUGUAAGGAUGACAAAUCCAAACUUUAAAGAUGAUUUUACUUUGGAAAGAUUAAAGUGAAGAAAACAUUGUUUGAAUUACACAGCACUUCUAUAUGAGGCUUAGUAUUGCAAGCAUUGAACCCUCAUACUGACACCUUUUGUUUAAUAUUGAUGGAUAGCCCUAGAGUUAGACACCUACACCUUGUUCUGGUCACAAUGGCAAUAGUUUUGUCUUUAGAGAUAAGUAACAGCAAUUCAGUAGUCCUGUCCCACUCCCGGCCAUCUUAAAAUUAAUGAUCCUAUACAGUUGUUGUUGUAAUUGUAAUUGUUGUUUUUUUGUCUCAUCUCAUUAUAUUGUUUAUUUUAUUUUUAUUUUUUAUUUUGGAGAGAGUAUGGCCACUCCUAUUGCAUGGGAUAGCCACUGUCCAGCAUGCUCACUGAAAGUCUUUGAUGAUUUUUCUUUCAGUUGACAGCAUGUACUUACGGAGCAGCUUCUCUCCUGUACCCAAUGCAUUGGUAAGUUUAUAAUCUCCCACCACUGUUUUUUUCUUUUUCUUUUCUUUUCUUUCUUUUUUUUUUCCUGGGCAGGAAUUUGCGGUUUAUGAUCACAUUCUGUAAAGUUAUGUAGAUAAAUAAUGACUCAGCAAUUUAUUUCAAUGUUUGUCAUUUUGAUAACCAAUGGCACAAAUUGCAGGCCCUGGUUGUUAAAACUUUGGAUAGUGCUAUCCAUUGGAUAAAUGACUAUCCAGCUGAUAAGUAUUGGGGACAGAGAUUCAUCCAGUGGACAGCAUUAUCCUCCUUUUGAACAACUGGGACCAGUAAUUCCACUGAGCUCUCCGUAUGUAUAAGGUAAAGUCCUUGCGUCCCGUACAUGUAUUUGUCCCUGAGAGUAAUGUUAUGUUUCUUUUUUUCUUAGGCAGCACAUGUUUGUUCCUAUUGUGCCACCGCAUCUGUUAGACUACUGUUGGUAGGUUAAUCAACUUCUGUGUUACAGCCUGGCUUAUGCAUGCUAGAGUCGAGAAUGUUAUUGCUGGAUUUUUUGCCAUUUGAAACAAUAUGUUAUUAAAUCUUUUGUUGGUGUAUAAAAAAGGAUGUGCAACUUUUUGUCAUAUCAAUAUAGAAUACUCAAAUGAACAUAAAGUUCAACGAAACGAAAUAAACCACCACCCACCACCAAAUAUUGGCAUCUAUACCCUCUUGGCCUCGGAAGUCAAUUUACACAUGACUGCUGAAAUGUUGUAGCAAUGCUUGUUUUAAUGCACUGGCCGUCUCAUGAAGAAAUAUUUAAAAAAUUUAAGCAAAUAUAUAGGAGAUAAUAUGCAAGCAGAGCUCUUGUUCUUCUAGAUAACCCUUGUUACUUGCGAGUUAUCUUUGUGCAAGGCGGAACAGGUAUUAACAAGUCUAUUAUCACCUUGCAUCUUUUCUUUCAGUGCACCAAUGCCUUUCCUAGUAGGAGUGCAUUCAUCAUUAAUGCCGGUGGGUACACUACACGUUUCUUGUCGUGAACUGAACUGGAAUGCAGUUUUUUUUUCACUUUCACAUUUUUCAAAUUCAUCAAUUCAUCAUCAUCAUCAUCAUCAUCAUCAUUGGUCGACUGAAGAGCAAUCAACUGUAAGUCUUCUCAUCCAGUUGGCUCAGCUCGGUCUUAAUGCGCACAAUGUCCUCCUCUGAGACUGAAUGCUUAUUGGAGUCGAUCCAUUCCUGGUAGACCUUGAAAUCAUCUUUCCAUUCUUCCUUUUUCAGAAAGUGCGUCAAAUGCCUUUGGAUGAAGUUGUAAUUGUUGAUGCUGAUACAAAUGUGGUGGAGAGUCCAUUUGAUGAUAUCUCUCAGUUGCCAGCUGAUGCUGUAAGUCACUUUUUAAUUCACCAAGUGUGUUCCUGUUUUUGCUAAUUUUGAAUUUUGCGACGAAAAAUUUUUUCCGCCUUAUUUUCGCUCAAGGUUUACAUGUAGCUCUAAAUUUGCUUAGUGCAGCGUUUAGUGACAUUUUUUCAAUUCGUACAAAUUGCGAUCUGUUGUUGCGCUGAUCCUUGCCUAAGUGACCCGCUUUUUUGACUAUCACAUGGUCAGCAUACUAGACCUUUAUUCUAUAGCAGUGACUUUUUGCCAGUGACUUUUUGCUGUAACACGUCGCCUUGUAUGCGCCAUGUUUUAAUGGUAAUCAGUACACCUGUACCUCGCUUGCCAUUUAAGGUUGAUGUCAUUUUCUUUAAAUGGCUGUGCCAAUAUUUUUAACUGACCUACAUUGUAUUAUAACCGUUUGAUCAUUAUUGCGCGUCAAUUGAUCACACGUACCCACUGCACUGUAGAUGUUUUUCGAAGCUUGAAACAGUAGAAAAUCCCAGAGCACAAAUUAUUAUUCAAAACUAUGACCGAUCUCUUCAAUAUUUACUAAAUUGUUGGCUCAGUGGACUUGAAAUUCAGUGAUUGUUAAGUACGCUGAUUCAAUUGCAGGAAAUAAGUCUACGAAUAUUGAUUUAAUCUCUGUUUGUGAAGCAGCUUUACUAAUAAUAUUAUGACUCACCAUUGUGUCUUACCCUGAUGCAUAUCUGUUUUUCGAAAUCGUACAAGACUACCGGUACCUACUUCCAGCGGUUUGGAGAAAGUACACGGAGCGUUUCUUUAAAUAAUGAGUCAUAAAAACUUCCUAGAAACAUUCAAGAAGUGGAAAAUUUCGGUGAAUAAACUUCCUUUUUCAGUUCCGCAUAAAUUGUGCCCUUAAUGUAGUAAUUACAAAAUAUCUCAAAAUUCUCCUUAUCGAUUUUUUGUGAAAUUUCGCUUAGUAGGAAAUUAACUUCGCUGAGUAUAUGUAGCGCACAGAUUCCCGGAGAAAAUGAGAACAAGGGCCAAAAUUCGAUUCAGAUCUAUCAAGUGUGACGUUAAAAAAAAAAAAAGGUUAAAGGCUUGUUUAUGGUGGAAAGAGCAUUUAGCUUGUCCAGCUAAUUUACAGGCACUCCACUCAAAUAUUAGAAACAAAUAAUUCAAAUACAACAUAACAGGAUGAAAACUCCCAACUGGCAGAAGGCAACCAGUUGGCUAUUUACAAGCGUGGCCGAGAAUUUGAACUCGGAACGACCUAGCACAAAUCCAGCAAGUGGCCAGAGCGGGACUCGAACCCGGGACCGCCGGAUUGCGAGUCCGAGGCGCUGACCACUCGGCCACGCUGCCCUCCCUUAGAGUCCCAUGGUUAGAAGUCAUGAUUUGUGAAUUUUUUUUUGUUUUUUUUCAUUUUAGGUUUCUACCCUUAAGAGCACUCUCAAGAAACCUGUUUAUCCAAUUGAUGAUAAUAUUUCCAGGGCUUUUUUAUGUGCCAUGGUCUCCCUAAUAGGUGGAUAUAGAGAUGCUUUGCGGCUUAAGCCUGUAAGUUGAUGAUUGAUAUACUCAUGUUCAUUACUGUUUUCGUUGAGUACCAUAAGGGAUGGACCAUUAGAAAACUUAUGGGGGAAGUACCAAAAAAAUAUUCGCGCAAGGCAAAAUUAAAUGAAAAAAAAUGCAUGCACGCCAAUUAACCCUAAAAAAUAUUCAUGCUACGGCCUAAAAAAUAUUCAUACAAGGAAUUUGAUAACGAAAAAAAAUUCCUGCGGCUCAAAAAUUCCCCACCCUCCCCAUAGCUUUUCUAAUGGUCCGUCCCUAAGAGUCGAGAUGUCUUUUAGAUAUUUAGAAGUUUCCGGUAAAUUUAGCAAAUGUGGAAAUAUUUAGACGGUAGGAGGCUAUUGAGUUAUUAUUUGACAUUUUUUAACGCUUUUUAAAAUAGUUUUUAAAUACCCUGUUCCCAGUGCUUUUCUUGAAUUUUUUCUCCGCGUGAGAGCGAGCGAGCCGCGAAACCGAGAAACGAAGCGGCAAAAAACGCGUAGGAUAAGGCGGAGGAUAAUUUCAAGAGAAACCUCUAGGACCAGGGUAUGAUUUUUAAGAAAAGUGUUUUUCUGAGAGUUUUCGGAAAGGCAUUUGGGUGAUUUUACCUGAUACUAUGAGGAAGUGAGGAUGGAUCAGAGUAGCGAGGAUAGUUCAUCUGUUGUUUUACCUUUUUUACCUGUUUUACCUGUUUUAACUGUUGAAACAGUUUCCAUUUGUUUCUUAUUUCCUUUUUGUGUGUUUUACUUUUCCUAACUUUGUUACUUGUAGUUCACUUUUUUGUUGUAGAUGAACUUUUUAAAAUACUUGACUUUUCUUUUUAAAUGAUCAUUUCAGGGUGAGAAGAUUUUCUUCGACAGAGAUGUGUAAGUGAUCUGUUAUAUCGUAUAAUGGGUUAUAGUAUAUCUCCUAAACAGUUAUCUGGCCACGUUUGCUUAUUUUAUUGGACGAUCUAGGCUAUGUGCAAACAUUUGAAUAUUAAAUGAAAAAAGUUGAUAAUGGUGCAUUAAGGGCUGUCACUUUGUACUUUUUAAAGCGACCCCAGGUUGCAUGUUAUUCAUUUAUUCUACCUAAAUGUAACAGUUAGGUUAUAACAGGGAUACUCUUAAUGUGUGUGGCUUAUGACGGUUUCACUGUUGCGUCACAGAUUUGUGCAGUCAAGGUCAAAUAGUAUGAGACAAUUGUUGGAGUUCAUUCUUCAGUUACAGCUCUUUGAACAGGUACAUUUUGUUUUGUUUCAUUUUUUGUUAAUGAAUCGUUGUCAUAGGUCUUUAGCACCAUUCAGUCUUUGAUGACUUUAUACUGAAAAUAUUGUUUGUGAUAAUGACAAUACUGUUAAUGUUCAGUUUGUGUGUUAAAACUAUAACGUUUGUCACCUUCAAUGUUUUUUAGUUUAUUACAGAGAGGUUGGAUAUGUUAAAUGCUGGAAGAGGUUUCAACGAUGCCUUCGAAGAACAGAUCGGUUUACAGGCGGAAAGUAAGUGAACAAUCGAAGCAAAAGUUUAAACUCGUGCACGCUUAUUUUGUAGAGCGCUUGCUUUUGAAAGAAAGUGCGAAAUUCAUAUUCGCGAAAAAACAGUAUUUAUCGGAUGAUGAUUGAUCAAUCGGUUGAUUUGAUUAAUUGAUUAGUCGAUUGAUCUUUUCCUUACACUUACUUCAUCUUGCAGAUAGAGGCAGUUGGAAGACUCAAUAUCAACUUUGGAUGAAAGAAACAAUGGUAUAAAGUUUACUGUCUCAAAAAUAACCUCCUAGUUACCUUAACUCUUUCUGCCAGUGUUUUUUCCGUUAAUUGUUCCGUAGAACUCGAUUAGUUUUGGGUUCAUACAAUCUUGUCGUAAAGCCUUUGUGCCUCUCCAAUCGUUUCUACUUCGUAAUUUGGUGAUUGCACCAUCCAUAACACCAAGCUAUAAUAAUUGAUUAAAUAACUUAAAAGUCGUAAGAGUUGUUGUUGGUAGUGUUGUUUUAGGCGUGACAUGAUUUAGCUUGCGUUUAUCAGUGCCUUCAAGACUUAAAAGAUAUAACCAUUCGGUUUUAAUUCUUUACAAAUUAUUUCAUUACCUCCGGUUGUUGUUUGAUUUACAGAAAUCUGGUGGAGCGUUCCUUGACAAGGUAUGUUUCAACCAAUGUCUGCUUUUCAGCUCUCUUUUGUUUAAGUUUUAAUUUAAAUCCCUUAUCAAACUUGGGACUAGUGGAAGCUUAUCACAUUGGAGAAAAUAAGGUUGGUUGAAGUCAAGAGCAAGAGAGUCCAAGACGUCUCUCUAAGACGGGCCUUGCGAUAUGUUCUCCUGAUAGAAAGUCAAAGCCGGAAUAGCACUAAGCGCGCUAUGACAGGGGCGCGGAUAAAGUCUAGAUUUCCGUUAACAGAGAGUUGUCUUUUAUACAAAACUCUCACCAAUCCCAGUGUCGCGCCCAGUUGUAGCUUACAAGAAAGUUGAUGUAGUAGCGCUUGUUUGUUAUAAGCUUCUGGCUUGUAUUUUCUGCGGUAACCUGUUCUGAUGGUGUUUUCUAGAUGCACUAACAUAUAUAAAGUCUAACCUCCCGUAAGCGACCCAAAAUGCAAAGACUUAGUGGGUAAGAUAAGAUAAGAUAUAAGAUAAGUUGCAUGUAUUGCAUACAGUUUCUAAGUGACGCCAUGCGUAGUUCCAUGUUGUCACUAGAGUUAUUCGUAUAUUCAAAGUAGCACAGAGCACACAGCGAACAUAGAGAUUAUAGAAUUCGUCAAGUUAAAAACAAUAGAAAAGCUUUAAGCUUUCAGGCACAGAAAGUGGUCGCGGUCGCUUACUUUAAGAGGUGGUCGUUUACUAGAGGUUGCAACUGUAAGGCUUUGAUUGAGAAAGUUUUGGUGUUUUUGAUUGGCGGUCGCUUAUGAGGGAAGUGGUCGCUUACGAGUGUUUCUCGUUCAUGGAGGGUCGACUGUAGCAAGAAACAGAAAACAAAACAAAACUGAAUUAAGCGUGAUAUAAAACCUCAAUAUAUGAUAACUCAAACAACAGCAGCGUAGAUCAGUUAAAGGGGACGACUCUUGUUAAUCUUCGAAAUGUAAGAUUGUGGCAUUGCUCCACCGUCUUUGCUGCAAAAUUAAGAGGAAUAGCAGCACAGAGAUUCGUUUCCAGAAUAUCAUUACUAAUGAUCAAUGCUGUUGUUAGACGGAGGAAAAAAUGAAGAAGCGUUACAAGGAGGCCAAGCACAACUGGAAACACGUGAAAAGUGGAAUAAAAUCUCAGCUAGCUGACGUCAAAGGUGGAUUAGUAGACAAACUUAAAGGAAAGGUAACCAUCCCGAAAUGAUCGAAGAUUUUAUUUAUUUCUCCUUUUAUGACAAUAUAUUCAAUUGAAGUUGUUGUUAGAAAGAAAAUAUAUAAAUGCUGAAACGUUCAAAAUUGUAUUAUAGAGAAUUAUUCUUCAACAACAAAGGCAAUUUCUUGAAAGUUCGCGGAGAUUUCAGAACCCAUCCGGCCCCUUCCCCUUCCUAAGCUCUGCAUAACUUGAAAGAAACUGUUAGUGUUAUAGAGUAUUAUUGUCCAUAAUAUAAUGUCCCAACAGCCAAAUCUUCAUUCUGUCGUUCAAAAUUGUGUUUACAAGGUCAAAUAUAUAUAACUAAGGUAUACAGUUACAAGAGCCAUAAUAGGACAGUUAUUAUUGCUUACCGGAAAUACGCGAGUUUAUUCUUCUCUGAAGUAAUCAUGUUAGUAAUAUUUACUAUUAUGCGGAAAUGUUUUUUAACAAUUGUAUGUCUGUGUUUCUGCGUGUGUUUAUUUAUUUGUUUUUUUAGGAAGAUGACGAUUCUGGCGGGGAGCAAAAAAGAGCCCAUACAAACCCGGAGGCAGUCAAACCUUUCUCAGUUCGCAAACUUUCUCCGUUUAGCAAACGAAGAACUAUUUCGCCUGGCGAGGUACUAGUGAUUUCCUGCAUGAGAUUGAUUAACUUUCGUGCAACAAAAGAAGCAUUAUUUUCACUACUUGAAAUGUGAGAACGAAAUUCCGAUAAUUUUCACACUGUUUUGGAAAUUUCAGCUAUCUGAACUGAGGUGUUAAGACAAUCUGAGAAGACGUAAUUCACCCAUAGCAGCGCAUUUUGAAACGCCUUAAUUUUCUACCUUCGUCGUCGUCAUCAUCUUGUCUCAUCGCGCCAGUAGGCGCAUAAGGCCUCAAUUUUCUACCUUAGUUUGAAAUAUUGCAAAAUUUUAGAGGUCCCUUUCAUGGUUUACUUUAUACAAGUCCACGCUAAAGUGAUACUCUGAAUGUCCUGUGAAGUGAGCCAGGAAGAAAAUCUGGGCGAGAAGUUGAAAAGUUACCGCGGCUUUUGAAAUUGUGGAGUCUGAAUUGUUUAAAGGGUUUUAAGAUUUAAACUUAACGUUAUACCACGAAUGCUAUUCAACUUCCUUUUGUCACAACAUGAGACGGAGGCUCGAUUUCCACAGCUCUGUCCGGUGUCUGUCUGUUCCUCCCAAGAGAGAGAGAAAAAAACAGAGUAGUGCGGGCUCGUUUUCCAGAAAAGCGGCUGGUAAUCGAACUUAUAUAUAUCUUCAUACAUGCAAGGUGUCCCCUUGGCACCAGGCUGAUAUCAAACGGUUUGGAAAACUCAAGUUUUAUAGGAAAUACACCGAAUAAGACGUACACUUUCAGUAUCUAGUGUUAUGGGAAAAAAACUCAACCAUUAAUUCACUUUCUUUUAGUUUGAAAGAGUCAAAAUCGAACCAGGCUCAAAAGUUCCUCCGCCCAGGCCCCCUCCUCCCCGGUUAUUCCCAUACGCAUCAGACAGACGCCCGCGAACAUCAGCCUUAUCGAAAGUGGAAGGCAGGUCCUCUCCAAAGAUGAUUACAAGACGUAGUGUUCCCAGUCUCGUGGCAAAUGUGGCAGUUGGCGAACUUAUCUCGUUAGACGACUCUACAGACUCUUCAGAUGUUAAUGCAGACAGUGUUCUGUGUGCAACAGACCCUAAGGUACAUCACCAACCACCCAUUACUCAUAAACUGUCGUUAAACCUUUCCAUAUUAUUCACCUUAAUAAUACAGACACCUCUCACUCUAUGAUGGACAGACAGUUCUUGUCGUCCCAAAGACACCAAAAGCCUGAAACCAAUACAGACAGACAGACACUCAUGUAAUACGGACACUUUUCUUUCUCCCUUUUGUAUCCGUAUUAAAGGUUUGACUGUAUCUGGGCCUCAAAAACGGACUAAAGUGCGAGAGGACGGGGACUUCUUCACACACAGAUUAGCGUUUCGUUGAUAAAAUUGGAUAGAAAACACUCGUCGUAUUCCAAAAAUGUUUGUUGUGCCACUCAUUGAAAUCACAAGGGCGUUAUUCAGAGACAGGCAAUAGGUAACUUUUUAAAUAAAUCCUACAAUGAUAAGUUAUCGUAACCCGUUAAAUGAGAAGCAUCCUAUUUAUUUUAUUAUUAUUAUUAUUAUUAUUAUUAUUAUUAUUAUUAUUUAUUUACACCUCAAAGUUGAUCACCUUUUCACUUUAAUCCUGCGUAUUUAUUAACCUUUGUUGCUUUGUUUAACAGUCAAAUGAACCUGAUGUAGAUCUCAAACAAGUUGAUCGAACUGCAGCAAGCGAUGAUUCAAGCGAAGUGUUCACCCCUUCUGGAACUAUAAACAACCAGGAACCUGACUUUACUUUACGGCGAUCAGGUUCCGACAGGCGAACAUCAGAAGGAAGCGAGGUAUCUUUAGAAAGGAGCAAAUCUUCGCCAUCCAGACCUAAACCGCCUGUUCCUAAGAGACCAGCUUCUGUUAAAAAGAAAUCUCUUGGUUCGGUGGACGCGUUAUUAGAAACAGGUUCACCAAAGGAUGACACCAUAUCCCCGCUAAGGCCAGUUUCGUUGUCUUUAUUACGGGACACAGUGGUCUCACUUCCACCUGACGCUCAAGAAUUUUUGUUUACUGAUUCCGAGAUAAACUCGUUUAAUCUCAGUGCGGGUGAUGCUAAAACGAAUUUGAAUUCUGCAAUAGUUACAAAGGAGUCUGAACUUCUGGAAAGAUCCGUUACUUCUCAAAAUCAUCUUGGCGCAGUGGAUUUAUCCAGACUUGAAAUAAGAAGAGAUAGCGGUCCAUACGACAAUUUCCCGAGGAUAAUUCCGGCUCAGCAGUCUUCAGAUAACCUAGAGAUAAUUCGGGAGGAAAAAGCAACCGAUAAACAAAGCCAAUUGUGUAACGCACAGCAAAGCUGGGUUAGCUUUGAUUAGUGAUUAUUCUUUUAGUAUUAUUAUGGAGCUUAAGCAACGACGACAGCGACGGCAACGAAAAGGACAAAAAAAACGCAAUAGGUUUUAUUGGCAAAACAUCAAAAUUUGCACGUGCAUCACGCUUUUUGUGUACAUUUCUUAGCCGUCGUUGCACGACCACAACGGGAGGGUUUGUUCGAUUGACCUCAUUCCGUGAUGGGAAUACCUGGAGGAAAAAUCCGGAAUAAGUGGAAUAUAUUUCAAAUGUUCUGCUUCGGGGAGCAAAAUGCUUGGAAUAAAACGAAAUAAUCACGCCAUUUUUCUCGCGUCGCUGUCGGCUUCACAACAACAAAGAAUGUAUUCCCAAAAUAAGAUUAAUCGAAAGCAUCAGUUUUUCGUAACAAGCUAACCUAAAAAUAUUCAUUAAUUAUCUUCAAUCCCUCUGUUGAUAAGUAAAUUAUAAACAGUUUUGUUUCCUCCGUCAUUCAAUGAAUGGUGAUCCAGAUUCCGGAAUCCGAGAAGUUUUUGCUUGUGGAAUCCAGAACUCAAGGAAUCCGUAAUGCCGCUCAAGAUUGGAAUUCUGACUCGAAGUUACUCUUUCAAGGAAAUCCGGAAUCCAUAGCUUGAAUCCAUAAUCCAAGACUGUCUCGGAUUACCUUAUUAUAUGGGGCAAAAUGAACAAGCCUGUGGUCCAAGAAUACGUUUCCAUCGUGAACACUGUUAAAACUAAGACAAAAACAGAAUAAUAAAUAAUUGUACAGGCGUCAACGCUCAUAAGCUAUUAAACCACGACGAGUUUAUUAAUUUUAUAACUACCGAGCGUUGGUUUUGAAUGAAUAGUAAACUUGGUCAAAUCCUGUUGACUGUACGAG
Porites lobata is the source of this 17631-nucleotide messenger RNA. The record is from the annotation of a GenBank genome assembly. NCBI's taxonomy places the organism in Eukaryota, Metazoa, Cnidaria, Anthozoa, Scleractinia, Poritidae.